Molecule: messenger RNA, 780 nt
Organism: Stylonychia lemnae
Lineage: Eukaryota; Ciliophora; Spirotrichea; Sporadotrichida; Oxytrichidae
Source: the annotation of a GenBank genome assembly
AUGCAAAAAAUCUACGGUACUAAAGUCCAAUAAGGAAACCCCUUAGAAGAUGUUGAAAGAGAAAUGAAGCAACAAGCUUAUCUAUCUGGAAUGUAAAAUAUUUACGGUCACUACAACGUUCAAGCUCCAAGCAUAUACUACGACCCAGACAGCCAAACGAUACAUACAUUCAAGGACAUACCCUAUCUUAACCCCAUGCAAAAACUCUAUGGACCCAGUGUUCAAUCAGAGUAAUCCUAAGCUUAAGAUUUUAUCGCAAAAAGAAAAGGUUAAAAACAGUCUCAUAAAAGAAAUGCAGAUGAUGAUGAAAGUGUCAAGCCAACAACUCCUCAAGAUAAAUAGAUGAAGUAAUUAAAUUAAUUAAAAGAUAUAUAUGGCAUCGAAGAUCCAUUCAAGCAGCCCCAUUAGUAACAUCAUAAGAAACCCCAUAAAGAAACAUCAUAGAAACCACAUCAUCAUAAAAAAGACACAGACCCAGACAUGAAACCUAUGACACCAUCUGAAAAGACAAAGAUGUUCUCUAGUGCUCUCAACAAGAUUUAUGGAGUUAAGCCAGAUUAAAAACCAUAUAAGCCAGUAGAUUAAGAAACUUUCGAAAAGUAACAAUCAUCUAUCAAGCAUAAGGCUUACAAAAAGACCCUUGAAAAGAUAUACGGUAAGAAAAUAGACAAGGAUGAAAAAACUGGCAAGCACGAGGUUGUUGACUGGGAUUCUGAAUACAAGCCAAGAAAAGACAGGAAAAACUAAGCUACCUCAGUCUAAUCUGAUGAUGAAGAGUGA